Molecule: messenger RNA, 786 nt
Organism: Populus nigra (black poplar)
Lineage: Eukaryota; Viridiplantae; Streptophyta; Magnoliopsida; Malpighiales; Salicaceae
Product: agamous-like MADS-box protein MADS2
Exons: 8
Coding region: 1-786 (261 amino acids)
Biological process (GO): positive regulation of transcription by RNA polymerase II
Cellular component (GO): nucleus
Molecular function (GO): protein dimerization activity; DNA-binding transcription factor activity, RNA polymerase II-specific; RNA polymerase II cis-regulatory region sequence-specific DNA binding
Source: RefSeq, a predicted model, not a curated record
AUGGGGAGAGGUAGAGUGGAGCUGAAGAGGAUAGAGAACAAGAUAAACAGGCAGGUGACAUUUGCAAAGAGGAGAAAUGGGUUGUUGAAGAAAGCUUAUGAGUUAUCUGUGCUCUGUGAUGCUGAGGUUGCUCUCAUCAUCUUCUCUAACCGUGGCAAGCUCUACGAGUUUUGUAGCACAUCUAACAUGCUCAAGACCCUGGAAAGGUAUCAGAAGUGCAGCUAUGGUGCAGAAGAAGUCAAUAAACCAGCCAAGGAGCUCGAGAGCAGCUACAGGGAGUACUUGAAAGUGAAAGCAAGAUUUGAGGCCCUACAACGAACUCAAAGGAACCUUCUUGGAGAGGACCUCGGACCUCUGAAUACCAAAGAGCUUGAGCAGCUCGAGCGUCAGUUAGAGUCGUCAUUGAACCAAGUUCGGUCAACUAAGACCCAGUAUAUGCUCGACCAACUUGCUGAUCUUCAAAAUAAGGAACAUCUGUUGCUGGAAGCUAACAGAGGUUUGACAAUAAAGCUGGAUGAAAUCAGUGCAAGAAAUAGCCUCCGACCAUCAUGGGAAGGUGAUGAUCAGCAAAAUAUGUCCUACGGCCACCAGCAUGCUCAGUCUCAGGGGCUAUUCCAGGCUUUAGAAUGCAAUCCCACUUUGCAAAUAGGCUAUAUAUAUCCUAAUCCUCUUUCUGUUUGUUCAUAUGGUGAAAACAGCUACAACCCUGUUGGUUCAGACCAGAUGACUGCAACAACACAUGCCACCCAGCAAGUCCAUGGGUUCAUUCCAGGAUGGAUGCUUUGA